Anastrepha ludens (Mexican fruit fly) is the source of this 2868-nucleotide messenger RNA. It is a transcript of the gene Hr38, whose product is annotated as probable nuclear hormone receptor HR38. NCBI's taxonomy places the organism in Eukaryota, Metazoa, Arthropoda, Insecta, Diptera, Tephritidae. Gene Ontology annotation, cellular component: transcription regulator complex; nucleus. The record is from RefSeq and is a predicted model, not a curated record. Bases 1686 to 2804 code for a protein of 372 amino acids. The transcript is spliced from 3 exons. Gene Ontology annotation, molecular function: nuclear receptor activity; RNA polymerase II cis-regulatory region sequence-specific DNA binding; zinc ion binding. Gene Ontology annotation, biological process: cellular response to corticotropin-releasing hormone stimulus; regulation of transcription by RNA polymerase II.
UGCAAAUGUAUGUAUGUAUUAGAGUAGCAACACGAUUUUUGACAUAUUUUUGUUUUUUUCUCUUAGGGGCUAUACAUUUCAGGUUUGAGUGUUAUCGAUGAGAUAAAUAAGGUGCUCAACAAGCUUCGCAACGAGAAGUUGAGGGUGUAUUAAAACCUGCAUAAGUUUUGGCAAUGUUUAUAUUUUAUGUGGAUAAAGUGCAGUGAAAUAAAAGGUGUCAGUUCAGUCUAGAUAAAGGCAUCAUACUGGCAGAGACUUAGAUUGUGAGAAAUAAAUUUGUGAAACCGGUGGUUAAAAUACAUAAAUUGUUUAAGAUAAUUGAAACAGGACGCGCUAUGGUAUAUGCAACAAAUAUUAAUAUUUUAGUACCAAAGUUUUGACAUAAAAAUAAAAUAAUAAUGUAAAAUUAUAACGUGAAUAAUGUAACUAAAUUGUGCGUAAAUGCGAGUAACGAACAAUUAAUAUCCCUCUUAAUAAUAAGCAAAAUAAUUGUUAAUUGCGUUUAGUGUUAUUAAUUAUAUAAAACAAAACAAGUAUGAGCAUUACAAGUAUGAAGACGUUUCAAUAGAACUAUGUAAUAUAUGUAUAUUAUGUUCACAUUGCAUCAUUACCUCGAGUUUAAAAGCGGUUUCUUUUCAAGUAAUAAUAUUCUUUUGAGCAUGUUCUUUUCUCAACAUAUUCACAAUGUCGCGUGUUCUUUUCUUAAAAUGGGGCACUCUUAUCGGGUUAAAGUGCAACAUUUUCUACACGGUACAAAAAGUAAGGGUGAAUGUUGCCCAUCUGAUUUUCAUUUUCUGUGUAUACAAACAUGUGAACAUAAUAUAAAGAUUUUCAGUAUGCAUACUUUAAGAAAAAAUAUUAGUAAAAAUAAAACUAAAAAAUAAAAAACUUAUGUCUUCAAAAGCAUUUAGACCUCACCACUGUAUAAUUGGCUCUAGUAUCCAGAGGAAAAAAUAAAACUGUUACAAAGUUAAUAAUUAAAAAUAUUAUAUUAAUCAUACUAAGUGCACAUUUUACUGCUUUGCAGAAAUGUUUAUUUUGUGUUCUACAACUUAAUAUUACAACUUUUUCGUAUAUCAGGAAUUUAACUAAGGUAAAUUUUCUCACCUUUCCGAGCAAGAGCAUAAAGAAAGGCAAACAUCUGCCGGUGAUUUAGUAUUAAGUAUCCCAACAUAUGGUGAAAGAUAUUUAAAUAAAAAGUUAAAACAAUUAUAUACGAAUUAAUUUAAACUUCAAUCGCGUACAAAAAAGCACAGUGCUUAAUCGAGGACUGCGUCGAAAUCUAGGGGAACCAUACCCAGGCAUACCAUUUGAUUCUAUCGGUGUAUAUGCCUCCCUAAAAAUAAUAGCAGCAGUAGCUAUAGUAAUUAUGCUGCAAUAACAAUACUAAUUGCAGUAGCGAAAACAAUUAGCCCUUUAAAAAACACAUACCUUAGUGUCUUCAGCACUAGCAAGCAACAAGACACAGAGGAGGCAAGUUUCAUCAUUGCAAUAAAGUGAUAUUUUGAUCCGUCUUCGUAAAUGUUUUUGGUGACGAUUAUUUGUGCCAGCUUACGAGAAAUAAGAUAAACUGCAAUAACUAACUCUUUAUGGCUAAUAUCAAGCCAUUUUGACAGUUCAUAGCUUAUUUGUAUGUAUUUCAAAACCUACGACGUAUUUCAACAAAAGUCGUUGCGUAACAACAAAUGUCAAUUUUUCCAAAUGUUUGCCAUUAUUAUCCUUCAAUUUCAUCAAUCAAUAAUAAUAAUGGAAUACGGAAAAAAGAAACCGCCCAGAAUUAUUUGCAAGUAUGUGCAGUGUGUGGAGAUAUAGCAGUUUGCCAGCACUACGGUGUAAGGACUUGCGAAGGUUGCAAAGGAUUUUUUAAACGUACUGUUCAAAAAAACUCAAAAUAUGUUUGCCUAGCAAAUCAGUCGUGCCCUGUUGACAGGCGACGACGAAAUAGGUGUCAAUUUUGUCGUUUUCAAAAGUGUUUGAUGGUCGGUAUGGUUAAAGAAGUAGUUCGAACCGAUUCACUUAAGGGUCGGCGCGGAAGGCUACCCUCGAAACAGAAACAUGUUGAUUCAUUUGGAUUAUCUCAUAAUGUAUCUUUAAUAUCAGCGUUGGUUAAAGGUCAUAAGGACACAGCACCAGAUAUAUCUAGUUUGGAUUAUGCGGCAUAUCUUGAACCAAUAUUUAAUAACUCACCACUUAUCGUAAGCGAGUCUGAAAAUGUCCUGCAGUUUUACAAUAUACUUAAGAAUUCAUUAAAUGUGAUACAGCAAUUUAUCUACAGAAUACCGGGCUUUCGUGAUUUGUGUGCGGCGGACCAGGAACUGCUUUUUCAAUCUGCCUCCCUCGAAAUGUUUGUUUUGAGAUUAUCAUAUCGCACUCAACCUAAUGACUCAAAACUAAUAUUUUGUAAUGGCAUGGUUUUGCACAAAACUCAAUGCGAAAGAGCCUUCGGAGAUUGGCUGGUAAAUAUCCUGGAAUUUAGUAAUUGCCUCAAUAGCUUAGGAAUUGAUAUAUCGUCCUUUGCUUGCGUCUGCGCUCUAGCAGUUAUAACAGAGCGCCAUGGACUUCAAGAACCUGGAAAAGUUGAAGAUAUCCAAUUGAAAAUCAUUGAAAGCCUUAAAGAUUAUGUUAUUUCCAAUCCAAAAUAUCAAAGAGGAUCGUAUCAUUUUAGUCGCUUACUCGGAAUACUACCUGAAUUAAGAUCACUCAGCAUGCAAGGUUUGCAAAGAAUUUUUUACCUUAAGAUCGAAGACUUAGUUCCAAUACCUACGGCGAUUGACAAAAUGUUUGUGGCUAGCUUGCCAUUUUAAUGGAAGUGUAAUUAAUAUACACAUUGUACCUGAAAAUAGAACUGUGCCAGAGUAAUAAUUAAAU